GAUUUUUUACUCUGAUUAAAUUUCAGGAUUUGAGUUUAAAUGUAUUUGGCUAAGGUGUAUGUAAACUUCCGACUUCAACUGUAUAAUAUUGUUGCCACAAUUGAAAACUGCAAGGCCAGCUAUUGAAUAUCCACAAGUAACGUUAUGUUGAUGAUAGAAACAUGGUUCCAACGUUUCUAUUCUAGCAAGUUAGCUAGGUAGUUUGUUUGGAACUGUAUCAUGCGCAAGAAAGAUGGCUACAUUUAUCUGUCUUCAAUUAGAAUUUUUUUUCUCAGGCGAGUUAAUUGAAAUUUUUACAGCCACAGCAGCAAAUAGAAAGGGGGAGCAGGGACAAGUGUCAGGUAACGUUAACUUAGCUAGCUAACGUCAAAUCAGCCUGAUUUUUAUAUGGAGCUUUCUUUAGUUAGCUUAAGCUUUUAAAGAGAGCUAUCCUUUUUAUAAUAAGUGUGUGACUUUACUAGACUGAGACGAGGCAGAAUCCGGGGAGUGAGUUAGGGAUGCAUGAGGGACAAAAUUUAACAGAGGAGAGGAAAGCCAGGAGAGUAGAUGGAAGGAGUAGAGGAGAGCUGAGUAAGGCCAAGUGCACGCCACCGGCAAUCCAGAUGUGACAUAAAAUUGACAGACUGAAGCCGUGGCUAUAUAAUACACCACAUGGUUAGUCAAAUGACCUUUACUUAGGCUAAGGGCUAAAAAUGUUUGUGCAUAUUUAGUCUGUACUUGUCUGCAGCAUUAUGUAUUUAUUUCUGAGCCAACUCCACCAGGACCUCGAUGGCCCAAUGGGUUUCUGGGUGCAUUCAACAUCGAGGAGGAGGAGAGGGAGAGGCAAGGUGGACAAGACCAGGGUGCAGUUCUGGGUUCGGGUUCAGAAAGGAGGUAAUGGAUCCAUAUCUUGUUGGCCUUCAGGACAGCCUAGACCGGAAGUUCCAACACCGGUAGAUUCUGGGGGCCUUCAGUCUGUUGGGACCUCAGCCUGCUUUCUCUAGUGAGAGGAUAAACACCUUUAACCUGACCCUCUUCUCCAGGCAGUUCUUGCAACCGCCAGAGGCUGCUAUGCUGCAAGAGUGGUUCUCUUACAAGCAACAUGUGUUUGUUGGAGCAUUCAAGGGGUUGGACCAGAUGGCAAUGACAAAGCUGGCCUCUCAGUUUGAUGAGUGGAGGCCAUCUACACUUGCCUUAUCCAACUGGCAGCAAUCGCACUGACUAUAUCAGUGUCUUCCGUUAAUUGUGAGAGGGACUUCUCUGCAAUGAAACGAGUCAAAACAGACUUGAGGAACAGACUGCAUGGAGAGCAUCUAGCCGCCUGCAUGCGGCUCUGCAUCAAUCAAGGAGCUCAAUUACAGGAGGGUGUUGGAAAGCCCAGAAGAAUAAAGUGCUCUGACAAAGGCUGUUACCUAAGUCAGAACUAGGUUUUUGUCAGAACCUGGAAAGAGAUUUCCAACGCCCUCCUUUUGUGAUGAACAUGAAUCAGGGGGCUCUAAUUCAUGUUCCUCUGUUAAUUUAGUCAAUAUAAACUUUGUUAGUUCAGAAAGGUCUCUGUUGUGUUUCUUUAGAUGGCUGAAGCACUCAACCUUAAAUUGCAUCCUGUAUACUAUAAUCAUUUUACCAAUACGUUAUUGAGCUCAUUUCUAGCGGUGGAAAUAUAUUUAAGAUGGUUAGAGUUUUUUCCCUUUUUAAAUGCCACCAGAAUCAAGCUUUUCAGUACUUGUUUUGGGAGAGAGGACCCCGGAACACAUGAGAAUGAGCUAUGUGAAGAAAAUGGUGGAGUCCAUGAAGAACGUGGCCGGCAUGGACGUGGAACUGACGGUAGAAGAGCGGAACCUGCUGUCGGUGGCGUACAAAAACGUGAUCGGAGCCAGAAGAGCAUCCUGGAGGAUAAUCAGCAGCCUCGAACAGAAAGAAGAGAACAAAGGAGGCGAAGACAAGCUAAAGAUGAUCAGGGAAUACAGGCAAACGGUGGAGACUGAGCUAAAAUCAAUCUGUAACGACAUUCUGGAUGUACUGGAUAAGCACCUCAUUCCAGCUGCAAACACGGGAGAAUCAAAGGUUUUCUACUACAAAAUGAAGGGAGACUACCACAGGUACCUGGCAGAGUUCGCCACGGGCAACGACAGGAAGGAGGCGGCGGAGAACAGUUUGGUAGCCUACAAAGCCGCGAGCGACAUUGCCAUGAUCGAGCUCCCCCCGACUCACCCCAUCCGCCUGGGACUGGCACUCAACUUCUCCGUAUUUUAUUAUGAAAUUCUCAAUUCCCCUGACCGCGCAUGCAGGUUGGCGAAGGCGGCAUUUGACGAUGCCAUUGCAGAACUGGACACGCUGAGCGAGGAGAGCUACAAGGACUCCACGCUCAUCAUGCAGUUGCUACGCGACAACCUGACAUUAUGGACUUCAGACAUGCAGGGAGACGGUGAAGAACAGAAUAAAGAAGCACUGCAAGAUGUGGAGGAUGAGACCCAGCAGUGAGACUUUAUGGCCAAUACCCGAAACCUCCCUCUCUCUCUCUCCAUCCUAUUACCUCCCCUGUCUGCCCCGCUAGCCCCAGGUCCUACUACGUGUCAGUGAGAGCUCCCAAACUUGGCUUUUACUCUGACGUCCACUCGCUCUAUUUCUCCCCACCUCUUCUUUCUUUAAUUCUUUCUUUAUGUUCUAUCACUCGAUCUGUCUGUCAGCUCAUAGCCCCUCUGUGCUUCCUAGGGUUAUCUCUUCUGGUUUUUAUUUUCUUAUAAAAAAAUCCUAUUAAAUUCACCUAUUUCAGUGGGAAUAAUAUACUUCCACGUUAAAACACAAGAGAAAAUGUAAAAGCUAAAGCUUCGAGCUGUUCCUGGUUGUUACCUUUUAUUGAUUUUUAUAACUCUGUUGCAAGCCUGUAAGGUUCACGUCGUUCUCUUUCCUUCCUUUUUUUGUUGCUUUUUUCGUUUACAUUUUUGCCAUGUCAUCAGUUGCCAAGUGUGUUGCUUGGGGUCGUCAAAGUUCACACAAUUUAACGAGUUGAUUUUUAAAACGCAAACGUUUGCUGUAACUCUUUUUCCAUAACUGUGAUGUCUUUGUGCUACUUUACGCUAAUCGUCUAAGCUUCUGGUCGCAAAUUAGGGAUGGUCGUGAAUUUUGACGGUUUUUAAAAGGGACAUUUUAAUGCCCUCUUUAUUUGUGAUUCUCUCAUUCGUUCGUUCGUUCGUUGCAAGACUCUGUUUUAUCAAUGGUGAUAGCUGAACUUCCCAUGAGUGUCUCUUUCUUUGAGAUCACCCCUCAAGUCCAGGACAUGGACCACGCAUUUUUGUGCUCAAGAGGCUGUAGCGCUGCUUUUUUACUCAUUGCUGACGUAAGGACACGAUGGCUUGUAGCAGUUGGAGGGUGGAAAAAAGAAGAAUCUCCCUCUCUCUGAUGUUAGGUAAAGCAGGUUUGCAUUGGCACUGUCAAAAGAAAAACAACCUUUGUUUAAAAAAAGAAAAACCUGCUUAUGUCAUCUUGUAUCCCCAUUCUGUUCCAGAAUGUUCCCUUUCUCUCUUUCUUUCUCUGUCUCUGUCCUGCCCCCAUAUUUUCUCUCUUGUUCAGUAUGUGUAACUUGAAUCUGAUUUGUACUACUGGAUAUUCUGACUGGAGCCACAAGCACUGUCUGUAUUCUUACUGAAACACAGCAUGGAAAUUAACAUUAAACUUCAAAUUAAAAAAA
Salvelinus namaycush (lake trout) is the source of this 3667-nucleotide messenger RNA. Its product is annotated as 14-3-3 protein epsilon. Gene Ontology annotation, biological process: signal transduction. Lineage: Eukaryota; Metazoa; Chordata; Actinopteri; Salmoniformes; Salmonidae. The record is from RefSeq and is a predicted model, not a curated record. The transcript has 9 exons. Gene Ontology annotation, cellular component: cytoplasm. The coding region runs from base 1675 to 2460 and encodes 261 amino acids.